Molecule: messenger RNA, 156 nt
Organism: Cutaneotrichosporon oleaginosum
Lineage: Eukaryota; Fungi; Basidiomycota; Tremellomycetes; Trichosporonales; Trichosporonaceae
Source: RefSeq, a predicted model, not a curated record
AUGAGCUGCAGAAACUGCGGCACCAGCACGACUCCACUAUGGCGCCGUGAUGAGGAAGGUCGCCCUCAGUGCAAUGCCUGCGGUCUCUAUCACAAGCUUCAUGGCGUCCCCCGCCCAGUCGCCAUGAAGAAGACCGUCAUCAAACGCCGCAAACGU